AUCACAUGUUCUUCGGGCUGAUUACCUGAAGUCGGUCUUUGAAAGUCGGCUUUUGUACCUGAACCUGAACCUAUUUUAUAUAUCACUUCUAUCUUGAGUUUUGUCCUUAAAAUGACGAGCCUUCUCAAGAUUUCGUCGAUUCUCUCCAAAACAGCGACUAAACACACUGUUAAUUCUACCCUUCCAUCAAUAACAUCAUUUCGGAAGUUGCAUAUAACUCCGAAUGCAGGAACUACAACGAGCAGCAGUAUUUCAAAAGAAUACCCAGUAGUUGACCACACAUACGAUGCUGUCGUUGUCGGUGCGGGCGGCGCAGGUCUCAGGGCGGCGUUUGGCCUUGUGGCUGAAGGUUUUAAAACAGCAGUCGUAACAAAAUUAUUUCCGACAAGAUCGCAUACAGUCGCCGCCCAAGGAGGAAUUAACGCGGCAUUGGGAAAUAUGGAAGAAGACGAUUGGCACUGGCAUAUGUAUGAUACUGUGAAAGGUUCAGAUUGGCUCGGAGACCAAGACGCUAUUCAUUAUAUGACCCGUGAAGCGCCCAAGGCUGUCAUUGAACUUGAAAACUACGGUAUGCCGUUUUCAAGAACUCCUGAGGGAAAAAUAUACCAAAGAGCAUUCGGAGGACAAAGUUUAAACUUUGGCAAAGGUGGCCAAGCUCAUAGGUGUUGCGCUGUUGCAGAUAGAACUGGACAUUCUCUUCUUCACACCCUUUACGGCCAAUCCCUAAGGUACAAUUGCAACUACUUUAUUGAAUAUUUCGCCAUGGACCUUUUGAUGGAAGGCGAUACCUGUGUCGGAGUGAUAGCCCUCAGUUUGGAAGACGGGAAGCUUCACAGAUUCAGAGCGAAGAAUACUGUUUUGGCAACUGGUGGUUAUGGCAGGGCUUAUUUUUCUUGUACAUCAGCCCAUACUUGCACAGGCGAUGGCCAAGCAAUGGUAACAAGGGCCGGCUUGCCAAACCAAGAUUUGGAAUUUGUUCAAUUUCAUCCGACGGGAAUCUAUGGUGCUGGUUGCCUUAUAACAGAAGGGUGCCGAGGAGAAGGUGGUUAUCUGGUAAACUCCGAAGGUGAAAGGUUUAUGGAAAGAUAUGCUCCUGUUGCGAAAGAUCUCGCCUCAAGAGACGUCGUGUCGAGGUCAAUGACGAUUGAAAUCCGUGAAGGAAGAGGAGUAGGGCCAGAGAAGGAUCAUGUAUUUCUACAACUCCACCACCUCCCUCCGGAGCAGUUGGCCUCUCGUUUGCCAGGUAUCUCCGAAACUGCCAUGAUUUUUGCAGGAGUGGAUGUAACAAGAGAACCGAUCCCAGUUAUUCCUACUGUGCAUUACAACAUGGGAGGCGUGCCUACAAAUUACAAAGGACAGGUGCUCACUCACUCUGGAGGAAAAGACAAGGUCGUAGAAGGCCUAUAUGCCGCUGGUGAGGUCGGCUCAUCCUCAGUUCAUGGAGCCAAUAGGCUAGGAGCUAACUCCUUGCUCGAUUUAGUCGUAUUUGGCAGGGCCUGUGCUAAAACGAUCGCCGAGGAAAACAAACCCGGUGAAAAAAUCAAAGAAUUGUCUCUGUCAAAUGGAGAACAAUCUGUGGCAAACUUAGAUCAAUUGCGAAGGGCCGAUGGAAAUCUGCCGACUGCGCAAAUUCGCCUCAACAUGCAGAAAACUAUGCAGAAGGAUGCCGCUGUAUUUAGAACUGGAGCGACGUUGAAAGAAGGCGUUAAAAAUAUGGAAGAAGUGUACAAACAGUUAGAUGAUCUUAAGGUGUCUGACCGAAGCAUGGUUUGGAACUCAGAUCUCAUAGAAACUCUCGAGCUACAAAACCUGAUGUUAUGUGCUGUACAAACUAUCGUUGCUGCUGAAAACAGGAAAGAAAGCCGAGGUGCUCACGCUAGAGAAGAUUUCAAAGUCAGGGUUGAUGAGUAUGAUUACUCAAAACCACUUGAAGGACAACAGAAAAAACCAUUUGAACAACACUGGAGAAAGCAUACAUUGACUACAAUGGACCCUAAAACUGGAAAGGUCGAAAUUAACUAUCGUCCAGUCAUUGACGAUACAUUAGAUGCUCAUGAGUGUAAGACGGUUCCUCCAGCCAUCAGAUCUUAUUAGAUAGGAAACUUACAUUUCAUGUUCCUUUGAAAACAUUACAGUAUUUUAUGUUUGUAAAUAAAAAUUUGACCUGUUUCAACCUCAUUUUGGUAUUUAAAUCAAUUUGCAGGAUCGAUUGUUAUUGCUCUGUUUUCAAAAAUCCAUCUGAAUAAUUUAUUUAGUUUAAUUUAUUA
Cimex lectularius (bed bug) is the source of this 2267-nucleotide messenger RNA. Its product is annotated as succinate dehydrogenase [ubiquinone] flavoprotein subunit, mitochondrial-like. Gene Ontology annotation, molecular function: electron transfer activity; flavin adenine dinucleotide binding; succinate dehydrogenase (quinone) activity. Gene Ontology annotation, biological process: tricarboxylic acid cycle; mitochondrial electron transport, succinate to ubiquinone. The record is from RefSeq and is a predicted model, not a curated record. The transcript is spliced from 14 exons. The coding region runs from base 112 to 2094 and encodes 660 amino acids. NCBI's taxonomy places the organism in Eukaryota, Metazoa, Arthropoda, Insecta, Hemiptera, Cimicidae.